Molecule: messenger RNA, 5254 nt
Organism: Alosa sapidissima (American shad)
Lineage: Eukaryota; Metazoa; Chordata; Actinopteri; Clupeiformes; Clupeidae
Gene: arid5b
Product: AT-rich interaction domain 5B
Biological process (GO): regulation of transcription by RNA polymerase II
Cellular component (GO): nucleus
Molecular function (GO): transcription cis-regulatory region binding
Source: RefSeq, a predicted model, not a curated record
ACCGUUAGCAAUCCAUUCAAGCCAACAAGUUUGGAGAGAAUGUUGAGUUUAAUCAAUUCAGAACGUCGAGAUGGAGCCCAACUCACUCAUGUGGGUAGGCUCACCUUGUGGUUUGCACGGACCUUACAUUUUCUACAAGGCAUUUCGAUUUCACCUUGAAGGCAAACCAAGAAUACUGUCCCUCGGCGACUUUUUCUUCGUAAGAUGUAAGCCAGGGGAUCCGAUUUGCAUAGCGGAGCUCCAGUUGUUAUGGGAAGAAAGGACAAGCAAGCAACUUUUAUCCAGCUCCAAACUUUAUUUUCUCCCAGAAGAUACUCCCCAGGGAAGGGCUGUCAGUCAUGGAGAGGACGAGGUGAUCGCCGUGUCAGAGAAGGUCAUCGUGCGGCUGGAGGACCUGGUGAAAUGGACGGUGCGGGAUGCGUCGUGCUGGAUGCAGGGCCUGAAGGCGAUGCCCCUCAAGCCGACCGUGCUGCGGGAGCUCGGCAAGAACGGUCAGCGCGAGACGCUACACCGCUACCGAGAGUCCAUGCUCAACAGCGGCCUGAACUUCAAAGAUGUGCUCAAGGAGAAGGCCGAGCUAGGUGAGGACGGUGAGGACAAACGUGUCCUGGUUCUGAGCUACCCACAGUACUGCCGGUACCGCUCGGUCAUCGCGCGCCUGCGGGAGCGGCCCGCCUCGCUGCUGACGGACCAGGUGGUCCUGGCGCUGGGCGGCAUCGCCUCGCUCACCAGCAGCACGCAGAUCCUCUACUGCAGGGACACCUUUGAGCACCCCACGCUCGUCGAGAACGAGAGCGUCUGCGACGAAUUCGCGCCCAAUCUGAAGGGCCGGCCCCGGAAGAAAAAGCUGUCAAUCUCCCAGCGGCGCGACUCCCAGGGCCAGAACACAGCAGCCAAGGAGCCCAGCGGCUCCGACAGCAAGGCCCCUGCCAAGGUGAAGGCAGAAACAAAGGCUGCGGCAGCGUCCAACAAGCCCAAGAACGGCAGCACCAGCAGCACCAGCAGCAGCAGCAGCAGCAGCAGCAAUGGCAGCCACUGUAAGAAGCCCACGUCGUCGGCGGAGGAGAAGCUGAAGCCCAGCGGUGGGGACGAGGGCAGUGAAGGGGAUGAGGAGCAGGCCUUCCUCGUGGCCCUCUACAAGUACAUGAAGGAGAGGAAGACGCCCAUCGAGAGGAUACCGUACCUGGGCUUCAAACAGAUCAACCUUUGGACUAUGUUUCAAGCUGCUCAGAAGCUGGGAGGAUACGAGGUGAUCACAGCUCGUCGACAGUGGAAAAAUGUAUACGAUGAGCUCGGCGGUAACCCUGGAAGCACCAGUGCAGCCACGUGCACGCGGAGACACUACGAAAGGCUCAUUCUGCCCUAUGAGAGGUACACCAAAGGUGAGGAAGACAAACCCCUUCCCCCCGUUAAGCCGCGCAAGCAGGAGGGUAACCGGCCAGGAGGGCGGCGCCACCACCACCACCACUCACCGCCGGCCACCCGCUGCCACCACCACCACCAGUCCAGCCGGCGCCAAGACGAAAGUCCCCACCAGCACCAAGCGGCCCAAGGAGGAGCAGAACCACAGGCCCAAACUGGACAAGGAGCCCACCGCAGCAGCAGCAGCCGCCACUGUCGCCGUCAAAGACUCAGACAGCCCAGAGGACCUGAAGAAAGAGGAGGUGGAGCCUCUUCAAGACGAGGAGAAGGCACAGCCCAAGCAGGAGGUCCAGGGAGACCCCGAGAGUGGCCGCACCAAGGAGGGCGAUGAGGAGCAGACGACGUCGAGGAGGUGGUGGAGGUCAAGCCGGAGGUGAAGGAGGAGCCGGAGAGUGUACGCAGCCUUGAGAGAACAGCGCCCCCUCGCGGGGCUCUCUGGGAUGGCGGGCGGCCCGUCAGCCCCGCGGGCGACUCGGCGGUCGCCGCCCCGCAGACGGACAACGCCAGCGGCGCCAGGUUCAAAGACGACGAGGUGUUCGCGGUGGCGGCUCCUGCCAAGCCUCUCCACCAUCCCCACCACCACCCCCACCACCACCACCACCACCACGCCAUCGCUAGCCAGUGGCAGCCGUCGGGGGUGGGCGCAGAGUUCGCCGUGGUGCCCCCUCCGCUGAGCAAGAUGGGCAGACCGGAGCUCCCUGCGGGUACGACGAAAGAGAACCACAGCCACGUGGGCAUGGUCCUGCCCACCCUCCAGCAGCGGCCGUCGUCGUCCUCGUCGCUGCAGCCCCUUCUGGCCCCGGAGAUCCCCACUGAGCGGGCCGAGCUGCCCGGCAAGGACGACGCCACCACGUUCGGCUACUCGCCCUUCCUCCCGUACCCCAAGGCCAACCCCGGCAUCAUGUCCCCCCUGGCCAAGAAGAAGCUGCUCUCUCAGGUCAGCGGAACGUCCCUGUCCAGCAACAACAACAGCAGCAGCAGCGGCAGCAGCGGCGGGAACUACUCCUACGGACUGCCGCCGCCUCUCAUCUCCAGCAAAGGCUCGGGGGGAGUGGUCAUCGGAGCGGAGGAGGCUGCGGCGGCAGCGGCAGCAGUGCAGCAAGACGGCGGGUUCGUGAACAGGCCCUCGGUGAUCCAGCACGCCCAGAGCUUCAGGCUCCACGGGGGCGCCGACGAGCAGCAGAGACCCCCCAGCAAAGAGGCCCUGCAGAGGGACGGCAGUGGGGUGCCGCCGUCGCCGUCGGAGACCUUCUCCACCCAGAACCACCAACACCACCAACACCACCAACAACACCAACACCACUCCCAUCCUCAUCCUCACCCCCAUGCCCAGCACAAGGGUCAGUCCGGCCCGACGUUGGACCCUUACCUGCUGAGGGCCGAGUCGGACGGCGGGGUGGUGGAGAGGCCCCCCGAAACGCCCCGGCCGGGACACGCGCCCAGUUUCCCCGGCGACUUCUACUCGUCGCCGCACCUGCACAGCCUGUACCGGCAGGCCGAGCACCACCUGGGCAAGGAGCACCUGAACAAGUACCUGCACGCGCGCGAGGCCUUUCCCAGAGACUGCGAGAGCGGCGCGCCAGGCUUCCCCCAAGGCCAGCAUCAUCAACCGCCAGCCGAGGGCAUCGGCCUGGGCUACGGGGCCUGCCUGCCCCCGAAGGACAAGCGUCCCUCAGGAGGAGAGAGGACCGCCGAGGACCAACCCACGGACUUGAGUCUCCCAAAGUCGUCCCCUCCCAAACUGCCCUCGUCCUCCUCCCCUUCCAUGUGCAGCAUGCCCCAUGCGCCCAUGGUCCCUCCUCAGGACUUGAAGUCGACCAACACACCUCUGCCCUACCAGGCGGCCAGCGGGCAAGCCUCCAGCCUGGACUACCACCCGAGGGCUUGUCGCGUCCCCCCGAUGACCACGUCCACGUCCAAGAAUCCGGCCGAGCCCCUUCCGCACCAGCCACAGCCGUUCCCGCGGGCGAUGGAGAAGGCCGGGCACCACCACCACAACAGCCGCGCGGAGUCAUCGGACUCGAUCGUCGGGUUCAAGGUGGAGGAGCUGGCGCGGCCCAUCCUGGGCACCAAGAGCUGCCCGCAGAACGUGGGCGCCGCCCGGCCCCUCAAGCGGUCGCUGGGCGGCGACGGGCUCGAGAACGGACUCCCGGAGAAGAAGGUGCGCGCCGUGACGCCCAUGCACUGUUCCCUGCCGAGCAGGGACGCCUCCUGCAAGACGACGCGGACGCCAGAGCCCGAGGCCGAGCCGGUCAAGCGUGCCGACCCGACCCCCCCACCACUGCCCCCCCCCCACGCCGUACACGUCAACGGAUACGCGCCGGAGGGCCACAAGUACCCCUUCCACACGCCCAUCUUCCCCAUCUACCCGGGGGCCUCCAUGUUCCAGAUGCACGACAUGUGCGACGGCAUGGCUGGCCCAGUGCCUGCUGGGUACUCGCACCCGCUGCAGUACCUGAAGAACCAGACCGUCCUCUCUCCUCUUCCCCCCUUCGCCAUCCAUUCUUUCAUGAUGCAGAGACAGCUAUUGGCUCAGGCCGCCGCUAGCCCCUCCCACCUUUACCAACACCCAAUGGGGCCGCCCUACGGGGACUUGCUCCAUCACGGACUGUACCCCAUGUCUGCCCUUAACCCUCAGCCUGCCUUCAGCCCCCAGCAACUUUCAUCCGUACACCCCAGCACCAAACUGUCCUAGGCCAACAGCCCCCCCCCCACCCCCCAACCCCAUCCCAAGCCCUUCCUUUAUGUGACAUUCUUAAUCAACCCCCCCCCACACACACACACACACACACACACACCAUUGACACUUUCAUGGUGCUUCAUCUCCCAGAUAAACAGUGUGCUGUGCUCCACUGGAGGCAGCGGACAUUACACUGCUGAUGCUUUUGAUCUGGGAAGAUUUUUCUCCUCUUUUGCCACAAUGUUUUUUUUCUUUCUUUCUUUCUUUCUUUCUUUCUUUCAUGAUUUGCACAUUUCCUUCUUGGUCGACGCAGUGGAGCCAGCCAGCGACAUGAGACAACCACCAUUUUGGCUCUCACGUCGCUGUUCCCUGCGGGUUCCAGCUGCUUUGGGCGGCAAGCUCUCUGGAGAAUCUGGGCUGGGCACUGGCUCGAGAGGGCUGGGCAGUCAACGUGAACAAGGUCGCGCUCUCUCUCUCUCGUUGUACUGCUGUGUGUCCAAAGGAUAGAGGAGGGAGGAAGAACACACACACACACACACACACACACACACACACACACAAACAAAAUGAAGCACGUGGAGUGAAAAAUCAAUGCAAUGCGACAGUGCAAUUUCAAAUCAAUCUUUUGGCACUCUUUGUUUGAAACACUAUGAGGCACUCUCUCCUCAGGAGCACUCCUCAGAUCCUGUAAUAACCUUUUUACUGUCAAAAGAAACUACUUCUUUCUUUUUUUUUCUUUUCAUAUAAUCCUUGUGCUUUUUUUUGUACUAGUGUGGUAGUUAGUGUGUUCAUAUUUCAGGCUGACAGGAGUUGUUAGCAAGAUAUCAGAUGCCGUUAUCAAAGAACACCACGAGAGACCAGCCUCUCGCCAAGACACAGUUACAUGUACAUAGACAAUAAUUAAGCUCUCCUUUAAAAGAAUCUUCAGUCGGGAGAGGAGAGAGAGAGAAAAAAACAAUGUGAAGUAGGUUUCACAAGAUUUCCAUUUAUUUGCUGGCGUUGUCCCAAGGAGCUUUCUCUUGUUCCCGCCAUCACAGGCUUGUGUUUACCAGAGCAACGUGGAAUGUGUUUUGUCAAAUGUAGGACAGAGGUGCUUGUAAAUAAUAGAAAAAAUUAAACAGAAAAAAAAAAAUAUUACACAACACGUUGUCA